Messenger RNA from Priceomyces carsonii, 525 nucleotides. RefSeq lists its product as uncharacterized. Gene Ontology annotation, molecular function: RNA cap binding. Gene Ontology annotation, cellular component: Lsm1-7-Pat1 complex; P-body. Gene Ontology annotation, biological process: deadenylation-dependent decapping of nuclear-transcribed mRNA. The transcript has a single exon. NCBI's taxonomy places the organism in Eukaryota, Fungi, Ascomycota, Pichiomycetes, Serinales, Debaryomycetaceae. The record is from RefSeq and is a predicted model, not a curated record. The coding region runs from base 1 to 525 and encodes 174 amino acids.
AUGUCCCCAAUAUCUCAAGAAAACCAACGUGCACAGUCGGGCCAGCUGGGUCCAAACGUUGAAGAUUUAUACUUGGAAUCAUAUGCUUUUACUACAGCAGCGGCUAUCGUAGGAUCUGUUGACAGAAAAAUAUUUGUUUUGUUAAGGGAUGGAAGGAAUCUUUUUGGUAUUCUCAGAACUUUUGAUCAAUUCGCUAACUUGGUAUUACAAGAUACUGUGGAGAGGAUUUAUUUGGGUCACGGUGAGACAAACGAAGAAGGUAAAGUGAUUGAAGGACCUACAAGAUUUGCUGAAGCAUAUAGAGGCGUGUUCAUGGUGAGAGGAGAAAAUGUUGUAAUGACUGGAGAGUUAGAUAUUGAUAGAGAGGAUGAUCAUUUGGAGACGUUGGCUCAAAUUCCUUUCGAAGUAGCAGAGAGUGAAUUGAAGAUUCUUCAAAAUAAAAGAAUUAAAGAUGAAAAGCUUAAAAGUAAACGGUUACUCAAUAAAGGCUUCAUAAACGAUUUUGUGAAGUCUGAUUUGUAUUAA